ACGCUAUAAUAAAGAUCAUUCAUGAAAUUUUAUACUUUCGACCCUUUCAUUAAUAAAAAAUGUACAUUUUUAUCAAGCUAAUUUAUUAAUGGAAUCAACGGGUAGUAGCUUUAGUGAUUCCAUUUUAAAAAUAAUGGGAUUUACUAGUUAAUGUUAAUAUUAAUAGCGAUUUAGCCGAAUAAUUACAUUUAAGGUUUGGUCCUCCAGCAUAGAUCGGAAGAGAGGAUUCGGCUUUCUAAAAGCUUUCACCAAUCGAGACUCGAUGGUGGAGAGAUGGAAACGGGAAAGGUAACAGUGGAGAAAGUAGAUGGAAAAUCAACAGUGACAAGAUGCUUCUCUAAGUAUCCUCUCAAAUUCAUCAUUCCCACAAAGGUGGGUCCUUCCAAAAGUGAUGCUGUUUGGAUUUACACCCUCACCUAUGGUGGUGGCAUUGUCUCUGGAGAUUCUAUAUCAAGUGAAUUUAACAUUGGAGAUGGAUGCACCACUGUCCUCACAACCCAAGCUUCUACCAAGGUGUACAAGUCUUUGGGUUCUAAAUGUUCUGAACAAUUUCUUGAGGCAAGAAUUGGCAGGGACUCCCUUUUGGCUGUCAUUCCAGAUCCAGUGACAUGUUUUUCAACUGCAAGAUACUCUCAAAAGCAAGUCUUUAGAGUGCUUUCAGACUCAAAUUUAGUAAUUGUUGAUUGGAUUACCAGUGGACGUCAUGAAAGUGGAGAAAAAUGGGAUUUUGAUCUUUAUAAGAGCACCAACAACAUUUUCUUGGAUCAUGAUCAGCCUUUGUUCCUUGAUACCGUAUUGCUAGAGCAAGGAAACAUUGCUGCUAUCACAGAACGCAUGCGUGACUACCAAGUUAUUGCAAUGGUUAUAAUCUUGGGGCCAAAGCUGAAGCACAUUCAAACUCAAGUUCAAGAACAUGUGAAAAUGAUAAUGUCUGAGCAAUUGCAAGUGCCUUUUGUUGGCUUACGUGGCCAUAUAAAAUCAAAUUCUAGUAUUUGCUUCACCAAACCACCAUUUAUUGCAUCUUGCAGCUUAUUUGGUCCUAAGAAAAACAGGAUUUAUGGAGCAGCUGCGAUGGACAUUCAAGUGUGAGAAUGUGGAGAUCCAGAGUGUUCUUGAGGAUCUUAUAAAAGGAAGGGAACUGCAAACAACAAAUUUGAUGACAACUCUGCUAAUCAAAGAUCAAGCAACACAGCAAAUCAACUCAAUCCAAUUUCCUUUCAAAUCUUUAGUCGUUUAUUUCAAUCCAGUCAAUUUCCAUUUGAUUCCUGGUAUAGGAAUUUCAAUUUCUAAGUCCUGUAUUUCUAUUUCUAAUAUUUAUUGCAAAAUCAAACAAAGAUCCAUUUGCAUUCCAAUAUAUAAAAGCCUUGUAAUCUGUUUUCGAUUUCACAAUGGCAAAACUAUCCAGUCCAACUAGUUACCCACUGUGUGAUUUUUAGAAGUCAGUUUUAGCGCAUCUUUGGUUGACAUACCUAGUGUUUGGCAUGCUUGGUGGGGACUCGAACCCAUAAUCCUCUGAUACCCAUAAACUUCACACUUUCCUCUCAUAAGAAACCUAAUUUUACUCAAAUAUUUUUCUAUUUUACAACCUAGCUUCACUUUCCUCACUAUAAAACCAUCCAUCUUGUUACUGCUUACAAUCAAAAGCUGAC
Molecule: messenger RNA, 1649 nt
Organism: Hevea brasiliensis (rubber tree)
Lineage: Eukaryota; Viridiplantae; Streptophyta; Magnoliopsida; Malpighiales; Euphorbiaceae
Product: urease accessory protein D
Exons: 8
Coding region: 274-1089 (271 amino acids)
Molecular function (GO): nickel cation binding
Source: RefSeq, a predicted model, not a curated record